CUUCGGAUCUUUCAAAAACCAUUGUGGUGAAGAUGAAUCACUUCUCUGAUUCGUGAUUUUAUGUUACUCAAUCUAUUUCGCGUCUUGUACUCACCGAUCUUUAUCGAAUUUUGGUGUGGAUUCAAGCUUCUCAAAUGGAAUUCGAGACUCACGAAGAUGCGUAUUUGUUCUACAAAGACUACGCCAAAUCCGUUGGAUUCGGAACUGCGAAAUUGAGUAGUCGAAGAUCAAGAGCUUCAAAGGAAUUCAUCGAUGCAAAAUUCUCUUGCAUACGCUAUGGAAGCAAACAACAAUCUGAUGAUGCGAUAAACCCUAGAGCUUCUCCUAAAAUCGGAUGCAAAGCAAGUAUGCAUGUAAAACGAAGACCAGAUGGGAAAUGGUACGUUUACAGUUUCGUCAAAGAGCAUAAUCACGAGCUUUUACCAGAGCAAGCUCAUUAUUUCCGGAGCCAUAGAAACACAGAGCUUGUGAAAUCCACUGAUACUCGUCUAAGGAGGAAGAAGAACAGUCCGUUAACUGAUUGCAAACAUCUCAGUGCUUAUAACGAUCUUGAUUUUAUAGAUGGUUAUAUGAGGAAUCAACAUGAUAAAGGAAGGAGACUUGUUCUUGAUACUGGUGAUGCAGAGAUUUUGCUUGAGUUUCUUAUGCGUAUGCAAGAAGAGAAUCCCAAGUUUUUUUUCGCUGUUGAUUUCAGUGAAGAUCAUCUUCUGAGGAAUGUGUUCUGGGUUGAUGCUAAAGGGAUUGAAGAUUAUAAAAGUUUUAGUGAUGUGGUUUCUUUUGAGACAUCUUAUUUCGUGAGUAAAUAUAAAGUACCAAUAGUUCUUUUUGUUGGAGUUAAUCAUCAUGUACAACCUGUGUUGCUUGGAUGUGGAUUGCUUGCAGAUGAUACAGUUUACACUUAUGUUUGGUUGAUGCAAUCUUGGUUAGUGGCAAUGGGUGGUCAAAAACCUAAAGUUAUGCUUACUGACCAAAACAAUGCUAUUAAAGCUGCAAUUGCUGCGGUUUUACCGGAAACUCGCCAUUGUUAUUGCUUGUGGCAUGUGCUGGAUCGGCUUCCUAGGAAUUUGGAUUAUUGGAGUAUGUGGCAAGACACUUUCAUGAAAAAGUUGUUCAAAUGUAUAUACAUGUCAUGGUCUGAGGAGGAAUUUGAUAGGAGGUGGUUGAAAUUGAUAGACAAGUUUCAUCUUAGAGAUGUUCAGUGGAUGCGUUCUUUGUAUGAGGAGCGUAAGUUCUGGGCACCUACCUUUAUGAGGGGAAUAACAUUUGCGGGGUUAUCAACACGUUGUCGUUCAGAAAGUGUGAAUUCUUUGUUUGAUAGGUAUGUUCACGCUGAAACCUCGCUUAAAGAGUUCUUAGAAGGAUAUGGGCUAAUGCUAGAAGAUAGGUAUGAAGAGGAAGCGAAAGCAGAUUUUGAUGCUUGGCAUGAAGCACCUGAGUUGAAAUCUCCAUCACCUUUUGAGAAGCAAAUGUUACUUGUAUACUCCCAUGAAAUAUUCAGGAAAUUCCAACUUGAGGUUCUGGGUGCAGCUGCUUGUCACCUUACCAGGGAGAGUGAGGAAGGGACAACUUACAGUGUCAAGGACUUUGACGACGAUCAGAAGUAUUUGGUGGAUUGGGAUGAAUUUAAGUCUGAUAUUUACUGCUCUUGCCGUUCCUUUGAGUACAAGGGAUAUCUCUGUAGACACGCAAUUGUUGUCCUCCAAAUGUCGGGUGUUUUCACCAUUCCGAUAAACUAUGUGUUGCAAAGAUGGACGAAUGCAGCUAGAAACAGACAUCAGAUCAGUGGAAACCUUGAACUUGUGCAGUCUAAUAUCCGCCGUUUCAAUGAUCUUUGCCGCCGAGCCAUUAUAUUGGGAGAAGAAGGAUCUCUUUCCCAAGAAAGUUAUGACAUCGCCAUGUUUGCAAUGAAAGAAGCUUUUAAGCAAUGUGCUGUUAAGAUUACUACCAUCGAACAUCCCGUCAGGUGUGAAGAAGCUGCAAUUCAAGCAGGACAUCCUGUCCAGGAAGAAAAUCAAUAUGGAUCCACAUCGAAUCAGAUUGGACCCGAAGCUAACAUACAUGCAGGCAAUGUUCCAUGGCAAGCUGAAACCAGAAGGGAGAAGAGAAGUAGCCUAAGCAAUACAUCUAAAAAGGCAAAGCAUGUGGCUCAAUCUGAAACUGGUGGUGAGGGAAGCCAAGAAGGAUUUCAGCAUGUGGCUGCUCCAAGACAGUCACAGGUGGUAUUGGCAGGGCAAUUUCACAACACAAUGCCAGGAGGCCAUGAUCAGUGUGAGUCACGAAACAAGCCUGGCCGAUUCAAUGAGGCAUUUUAACAUUAUUGAACGUAUGAUCACAAAAACUCAUUGUCUAUCCUCAUCAAGUCAUGUCUUCAGGUUCUUACCUACUGAUAUGUGUUGUCAGGCGCUUCUUUCUCCUGAUUAUUUGAGCCAUUAGAGCCUUUAAGGGAAGAGAACUGGUGGCAUAAGAUUGAGAGUUUCCAUGUAAACAUGUAAAGGGCUUCCUUUUUAGCUUGAGGAAUAAAAACAGGGCUUUCUG
Molecule: messenger RNA, 2535 nt
Organism: Arabidopsis arenosa
Lineage: Eukaryota; Viridiplantae; Streptophyta; Magnoliopsida; Brassicales; Brassicaceae
Source: the annotation of a GenBank genome assembly